AUGCUUCACUUCGUGCUUGCUGCUUGCUUCGUGCUGGGAUGCGUUGAGAAGGCAACAGCUACCUGCCCACUUCUUCCCUCUACGAUUUCCGCUGCCUCAGCCAUUGGACCGGCCAUCAACUUUGGGUGCACGGCGGGUGCAACAUGCUACUACACUGGCGUCGCUGACAUGUGCUUCCAGACCGCUUCGUGCACUGACACCAAUUCUAACUGUGCCAACUGGGUAACGAACGGCUUCUGCACCUCUACCGGGUACACGCUGGCGCAGAAACAAAGCUACUGCCCAGCGAGCUGCGGACUUUGCGGUGGAGCGACCGUUGGACCGGCGCCUACUUGCUAUAACAACAGCACCAACUGCGCCGGCUGGGCCACAAAGGGUUUCUGCUCGUCAACCUUCUACACCACUGCCUACAAGCAGCAGUACUGCUCGCUGACGUGCGGAUAUUGCACCGUCGGA
Mesorhabditis spiculigera is the source of this 456-nucleotide messenger RNA. The record is from the annotation of a GenBank genome assembly. NCBI's taxonomy places the organism in Eukaryota, Metazoa, Nematoda, Chromadorea, Rhabditida, Rhabditidae.